ACAAGAGUUCCCUGAUUGAGAGAAACAGCCAAGCUCGGUCGCCCUCUUGUUUUAUUUGAGUAUUACAUUACUGUUCAAAUAAUAAAAGCAUUACUAACUAUAAGUACAGCAGUACUUGGGUUUGACAGUGCGGAAUUAACUGGAUGAAAAACAGCGUGGACGGCAGUGUUUCUUAGUCUUGUGCAAAUCGCGUGACUGGCUACAUUGGCGCUGCAUUCGGGUGUUGCUGCAUAAUUUUGUAAGACUUGCAAUUGCUCCGAGAAGUACCGGGGAGUUAUUUAUAGGGUUAUUUUCAUUAACUUUGAAUAGAAUUCCUUGACCUAAGGAAAGGGCGACUGGAGGACUGUACCCGGCUGCACUGGCUCUUUUCCUGCAGACAGUCAUCCUGUCAAUCUGUAUGUCCCUUGGUGAGAGUUGAUUGAAGGCCUGUGUGGAGAACCUGCCAGAACAAUGGGAAGGAAGUUGGAUCUUUCAAGUCUGACUGAAGAUGAAGCUGGCCAUGUACUUCAGGUGGUCCAAAGGGACAUGUGUCUUCGGAAGAAAGAGGAGGAACGCUUGAAUGAAAUGAAACAGGAGCUUGAUGAAGAAGGCAGCAAAUGCACAAUCCUCGCCAGACAGAACAAAUUUAAUGACCACUGCUGCAUGCGCUGCUGCUCUCCUUUCGCAUUCCUCAUAAACACUAAGCGUCAGUGCCAGGACUGCAAAUUCAAUGUCUGUAAGAGCUGCAGCAGCUACAGCAAGGAAGACAAGGCAUGGAUCUGUGCCGUUUGCCAGAAGAGCAGGCUUCUAAGAACACAGUCUUUGGAAUGGUACUACAAUAACGUCAAAAGCCGAUUCAAACACUUUGGCAGUUCAAAGGUUUUGAAGAUGUUUUACAGAAAGCAUCAUACAGAAAGAGGAGCUCACUCAGAUGUAGGAGUAGAUGGAAGCUUUCAUGAAGGAAGUGUUGACUAUGCAGAAAGCACCUGUGGCAGCGACUCUACGUUUUACAGACAAAGUGAAGGGCACAGUAUGGCGGAAACCCUCACAGUCGCACUUCGAGUUGCAGAGGAAGCAAUAGAGGAGGCGAUUUCUAAGGCUGAAGAGUGUAGGGAUAGUUUGGAGAAGCAAAAUGAGGCCCAGUACUUGCGUGAUAACAAAGAAGAACUAAUAGAAGAACUUGCCACGACAAUUGUGCAAAAAAUUAUAAGGAGGAGGAAGAAUUCAGAGUUGCAGCCAGACUCUGAGAUGGAAUGGCCUCUGUCCCGUAACAGUGGUCUGACAUCCCCGACAAUCUCCAAGCACAGUACUGUCAACUGUCCGACAAGCCGCAAAGGAUCCUACAGCUUAUUGAGGUCUCAGUCUGCUUUCUCUCUCACUGGUGACGAACCUCCAGUACAACCAGUGGAUUCCAGUUGGAAGUCGACCAUUUCUAAAGCAUCAUGCAGGAGCCAAAAGGGAUAUCCCAGCCUGAAAAACGAUCCCAGGCCAUCCACAAUUCCAAGCUGGAAAAGCAUGGAUAGGCUUGAUAAUUCUAAUCCAUCUUCUGUUUUACAAAGUCCUGAUGGAAACUGGAUAGCCCUGCAAAGCACAUUUCAGCGCCGCCCGAGUUUGCUGACCAAACCCAAAAGCCAGGUGUUCACAUCUCUUGAGAAGGAAUCUGGCGUUAUCUCUGCCUAUGAUGAAUUGGGCUCAGAUACUGAAGAUGAAUGUGAUUUAAACGAGUUCAGAAGGCGGCCACGAAAGCUCUCUGAUGAAACCUACUACACUGACUCCCAGUAUGAUCCUGAAUGGACCUAUGCAAGGCAUCGGCCUGUCACUUCCCCAUCCUCCGGGCAGUACACCAACACAGAGACCAUGUUCUCUGAUUCGGAAACCUCCUCUAUGUAUUCUGUGAGAGACAGCCUGCCACACAUCGGCAAGCAGCAGGUACUGAAGAGGAAAGGCCCAGACCAUGGUGAAGCACUUGAUAUCAACUUUAACCCACAGGCAUGUGGUUUGGGUACUGUGGACAGUAGCGAGGCAGAGGAGCCCAGCAGGCCUUGUGUCAGGAGGUCUCGGCGCAGGAGGAAAAGCAAACCUUCGUCUAGAGAGCACACCCACAACAGAGAGCGCUAUCACACACAAUCUACAGAUGCCUACCAGUUCUAUGAUGAUUCACUGGGAGCAGGUGCUGUUGAUGAAGGCUUCCUUCCACAAAGAGAAGCAGAUGCCUUGGAGAUGAAACUGAAGUCAAAAUUAUCUGAGCUGACUGCUAAUGUGAGCGAUAAUGAGUCUUCUUCAGGAGAAGAGAGAGAGCAGGAGGACGUCAGACUGAUUCAGGUACCACUGGGGAGCUCCUGUUGUGAAGAGAGACAAAACAUUCAGGAGGAUACUAGGAAGAAGUAUUCUGCUGUAUCUCUCUGCAACAUUACAACAGAGGUCCUCAAAAUAAUCAAUGCUACAGAGGUGUUGCUUGAGGAAGCUACAGGGGACAGUGACUCUCCAUCACUGCAGGACAAGGGGAGACUCGGUGAGGAAACAGACACUGUAAAAUUUCAAGAACACCUCACCAAACUGGAGGAGAAUGUCUAUCUGACUGCUGGCACUGUUUAUGGCCUUGAAGGACAACUGGAUGACUUAGAAGAAUGUGCACGCAGCAUUAACAGCAUAACUACUGAGAAUCAACUAGCUUAUUUGGAGGAUCAAGUAGCGUCAGCAGCAGCACAAGUUCACCGAGCAGAGAUCCAGGUAUCAGAUAUUGAGCUACGGAUUUCAGCCCUUAAAAAUGCAGGUUUGAAUGUAACCCCAUAUAUGCGAUUGGCAAAACAAAAGGAAGAUACACCAUGGCAGCCACAAACCAUAGGUACUUCACGGCAACAGAGAAGAAAACUUCCAGCCCCACCGAAGCAAGGAGACAAGAUUAGUUCUGCUGUAAUAGUAACUGGAAAUCCUUUGGGACAAAGAACCGCGAAUGAAAGGAAAAACAGUGCCAAAGACCACACAACACAGAAGCCAGAUGUGCACUCCAAUUUUAUGUACUAAGACCACACUACUACACUGCCAAGAACACACUACCUACAGCUGUACACAACUGUGCCUUGAUUCAACAACCAUGAAAAGGCUUUAAUAGGAAAUGGACUUGCAAUAGUCCUAAUGUGGUCAUACUAAUGGAGCUCUACUUUGAUACCUCCCUGGAUUCAUCUUAAAUCUUGUGGCUUUUUGAUGGAAAUGUCCUGCCUUAAGUUAAAGAGAUGUGCUUGAUCAAAGAUGGGGUGCUUUGGUCAUUAAUUAAAGAUGUUAUGGGAAGCACUUUUCCUUUUAUUUGUAUGCAAGGGUGGUGGUGAUGUUCUAAUCAUUAUUUUUUAAAUAAAUGUUCUAUGUAAAUAAAAAGAAAAUAAUACAACUUUUGAUAAAUUUGAUUUCUAAAUAUGUCCGCAGUAAUGUAUCGUAAAGUAAAAUAGCACCAUGUGAGAGUGAAGUUUACUAUCAGUAAUGGUUGUUUAUGCAAUUAAUUCUUUACAAUUUGUUUAUUCUUUUUUUUGUUUGUUAAAUUGUUAAAAAAAAAAAAAAAAAAAAAAAAGGAAAGUAAUUAAGUUAUUUGAUAAUCAUUAUCACUAACAGGUGCUGAUAGUGGCUGGGAAACAUUUCAUUUUAUACAACCAGUCCUUAUAAAGACAACAGGCACUAUUCACAAAGCUUUAACACAUGAUCUAUUAAAGCUAUUUUGAUGAAUAAAACAAAGCUUUUAUAUUCAUGAAACUCAUAUAGAUUGUUGUUGAACAAGUGUGUUAAGUGUUACAUCAGUAUCAGACUAUUCGUGGUAUAAAAACACAAAAUACUUGAAUAACUCAUGAAUUAUGUUUUGUGAUUUUAAAGUGCUUUUUUGUUCUGUCAGCCAAUUAAAACCUCUUGUAAUAAAGUAUUUGACAAAUGUGGUAUUUAAAGAGGAAUAAUACUGUACAUGGCUGGAAUCAAGAUUUCUGUUAAAAUCUACUGGCUGGUUGAGGAGCAGUUUGUAUGGGGUAUCCUAGAGAGGGAACACUGAAAGUACCUAUAAAGGAGUAAAAGUAAAUCACAAAAGUAAUGUCUGUGUUAUGGUUUACAGUAUUAUUCUGACCAUUCUUCAGACAAUAAUAUAACCUGGAAUGGUUUUGACUUGUAUGCAGCUGCUAGUUGUAUUUUACCCCUAUAACUGUGUUCAUAGGUAAAACUAAAACACUGUACAGUGGAUUGGGUAAAAGCAAAAGCAUGACUUAUUCCACAUGCCAGUAUAACAUGUUUGCCCUCUUCUCAUGUGUUUUAGUCAUCUGAAUGCCAAAAGUGUUUAGUACAACUGAAAGAAAUUGAAAACCAAAGCUAUUGAUGGCUUAAAAGCAGAUACAAUGAUGGGCCUUUUUACACACUGGCCCCAUAGUUUGUGCUACACAGUUUGGCAUAUGUAUAAUAUGUAGUACUCACUAAGCAAAAAAUGUCAUUUGUAUUAAAAUGUAUGUCAGAUUAGACUGUUUUAUCAAUUAACUAUUGUUCCGUAUAGGUAUUGUAAAAGAAAAGUGUGGUCCUUCCCAGACAAUCAUCAUAUCUGUGUAAAAGGAAUACUGUAUGUCAGAUGUGACAUUUCAAAAUCUAACAUGAAAUACUGUACCGCUAUUAUGGCUU
Molecule: messenger RNA, 4617 nt
Organism: Polyodon spathula (Mississippi paddlefish)
Lineage: Eukaryota; Metazoa; Chordata; Actinopteri; Acipenseriformes; Polyodontidae
Product: rab effector MyRIP-like
Exons: 17
Coding region: 451-3003 (850 amino acids)
Biological process (GO): intracellular protein transport
Cellular component (GO): cortical actin cytoskeleton
Molecular function (GO): actin binding; myosin binding; small GTPase binding
Source: RefSeq, a predicted model, not a curated record